Photinus pyralis (common eastern firefly) is the source of this 1734-nucleotide messenger RNA. RefSeq names its product endoplasmic reticulum lectin 1. Gene Ontology annotation, biological process: retrograde protein transport, ER to cytosol; endoplasmic reticulum unfolded protein response. Gene Ontology annotation, cellular component: endoplasmic reticulum lumen. The record is from RefSeq and is a predicted model, not a curated record. NCBI's taxonomy places the organism in Eukaryota, Metazoa, Arthropoda, Insecta, Coleoptera, Lampyridae. The transcript has a single exon. Bases 119 to 1528 code for a protein of 469 amino acids.
UUCGAUAAAAGUAUUUCUAGGUUAUGUCAAUUUUGACGUUUCUUUAAUUUGUUUAUAAAAUGUAAUUUUAAAGAUAAGUUAAUACACGUCAGUACUCAUUUCUACUACUUCGUAUAAUAUGAAAAUGAUUUCCGUGCUUCUUGGUCUAUUGGUGGUUACCUUGACCGAAACCAGUGAUAUAAAGGGAUUUGAUGAUACUCUCCUCUUCGAUAUCAACUGGCCUGGAAGCAUUAGUGAGGAACUGAGUAUACAAAAUGCUGAAAAUGAGCACCUAAUACUUACAACUGCAUACAAAGAAAAAUAUCGCUGCACAUUACCAAAUAUCCAAGAAGUAGAACUCUCUGCCACUGAUAACUAUGACGGUCCAUCUCCUUUAGAGCUUAUAUCACCACUGUUCAGUCAGUCGUCCUGUUCUUACCGUUUAGAAUCUUAUUGGACUUAUGAAGUUUGUCAUGGAAAGCACAUAAGGCAGUAUCACGAAGACCGGGAAGGAAAGAAAGUCAAGGUACAAGAAUAUAACCUCGGUUUUUGGGAUAAAAAUUACUAUGAAACACUAGUUAUGGAAUCCAAAGCUGUUGAAAAGGAAUCCAAAAAUGUGCCUCUGUCCUUUAAAAAAAUCGAUGGAAUUAAUCUUCCAUAUUUUGAAUUGACAAUGGGUAAUGGCACCCGAUGUGAGUUAAAUCAAAAUAAACCCAGGCAAACAAAAGUAGUUUAUGUAUGCUACAUCCACGGAAAGCAUGAGAUAUUUUCCUUUAAAGAGAUAUCAACCUGUUUAUAUGAAGUUAUUAUCCUCUCACCUUUGCUCUGCUCACAUCCAAAGUACAAACCUCAGGAGACUGGCGAGAAUGAAAUUAACUGUGUUCCUUUAGACGACAAUCCAAAAAGACCACGUAACAUGAUGAAAAUGAUACAAGAGAGUAAAAAAUUACGUCGAAGAUCGGACAUAGAUCACAUUCGUGUAGAAUUUCACCCAUUGGAUUUAAACGAAAAAGAAGAAUUGCCAAAAGUAACCGAAGCACCUGUCGAUACUUCACCUGUUGAAAGUUUUCUCGCCGGAAAAAAUUGCUUGAACGGCGGCACAGGAUGGUGGAAAUAUGAAUUUUGUUACGGAAAAACUGUUGAACAAUACCAUAUUGAAAAGGAUGGAAGUAAAACCUCGAUCAAUUUAGGUAGAUUCAAUAAAGCGAAGCACUUAGAAUGGCUUGAACUGCAUCCUCAAAAACGUCCCAAACCGAAAGGUCAAAGAACGCAGCUGUCUCACCUUUAUUCAGACGGUAGUGUUUGUGAUAAGACCGGUAAGGCUCGACAAACUGAAGUUAAAUUAAAAUGUUUGGAUAAUGCAUCGAAUGUGAAUGCUGUGUCUCUGUAUUUACUGGAGCCGAGAUAUUGCGAAUACAUUUUAGGAGUGGAAUCGCCACUUAUCUGUGAUAUUUUAGCACGCGCGGAUGAGAAUGGUCUCAUUGAAAAUGUGGAUGAUGAUGCCAUUAUAGAAGAUGAAAUUUCUACAGUGAACAUUAUAAGGUCGUAAUUUUUGUGGCAUUUUUAAAUAAAUAGGUGUACAUUUUAUGAUUGAGUGUUAUGGAUAUCUAUAAACACUUGUAUUCGUGUUUGUUUGCAGUGGCACAAAGUAUAAAUAUUUGCACUAAGCUUAUGGUGUUUUUAUUUCUUGUCGAUUAUAGUAAUUAGAUACCAAAUGUAAAUGUUACUGAUAUAUUACAUUAAUGGCAAAAUUAA